AUGAAGCGGCCACUGAGCCCCUCUCCCCCGGGUGAGAAAGAGCCCCCCGUAUCUGGAGCUACGGAGUGCCCCCCUCGGCCCCCAGAACUGCCUAAGCCCAAGCGGGAAAGAAAACGGCCAUCCUACACGCUCUGUGACGUCUGCAACAUCCAGCUGAACUCAGCAGCCCAGGCCCAGGUGCACUGCGGGGGGCGCGCCCACCAGCGGCGGCUAAGGCAGCUCAGCUUGGGGAAGACCCCCACAGGGCCAGGCCCAGCCUCCAGUGCCCCCAGCCCCCUGCUGGCCUCCCUGCCCCUGCCUGCCAGGCCUCUGCAGCCCCCGCUGGACUUCAAGCACUUGCUCGCCUUCCACUUCAAUGGCGCUGCCCCGCUCAGUCUCACCCCCAACUUCAGCACGAUGGACCCGAUCCAGAAAGCUGUCAUCAGCCACACAUUUGGGGUCCCCUCCCCUCUGAAGAAGAAGCUCUUCAUUUCCUGUAACAUCUGUCACCUGAGGUUCAACUCAUCGAACCAAGCUGAAGCACAUUACAAAGGCCACAAACACGCCAGAAAACUCAAGGCUGUUGAAGCUGCCAAGAGCAAGCAGAGGCCACAAACCCUGGCCCGGGAUGGGGUGCUGGUGUCCCCAACCCCGACUCCAGCCAGUGGAUCCCCUGGAGAGCCGCAGAGCAAAGCAGUUCCUGCGGCCCCUCCUCCUGGCCCCCAACUCCAGCCACUGCUGACUCCGGACCCCAAACCCAGGGAGCUGGCCAACUCAGACCUCUUGGAUGCUGCCUCCUCUUCCUCUUCUUCCUCUUGUCUACCCUGCUCCCCAGAGCCUGGGAGAGAGGCACCAGGACCUGAGCCAGCAGCAGGGGCUGUGGGAAGCGGUGUGAGAGGGGAGAGCAGGAUCGAGAAGGGGCACCUCUAUUGCCCCACGUGCAAGGUGACCGUGAACUCUGCCUCCCAGCUUCAGGCUCAUAACACAGGAGCCAAGCACCGGUGGAUGGUGGAAGGUCAACGAGGUGCUCCCCGAAGGGGCCGAGGCCGCCCAGUGCCCCGGGGAGCUGGACACAAGGCCAAGAGAGUGGCAGGGGGUCAGGGGGUCCGACAGGGGCCCAGCCCCCCUUUUCACUGUGCUCUGUGUCAGCUCCAGGUCAAUUCAGAGACCCAACUCAAGCAGCACCUGAGCAGCAGGAGGCACAAAGACCGCCUGGCUGGGAAGCCCCCCAAGCCGUCCAGCCAGCACAGCAAGCUGCAGAAACAUGCAGCGCUGGCUGUGAGUAUCCUCAAGUCAAAACUGGCCUUGCAGAAGCAACUCACCAAGACGCUGGCGGCUCGCUUCCUGCCCAGCCCCAUCCCCGCCGCGGCCGCCGCCAUCUGUGCCCUGCCGGGGCCCCUGGCCCUCCGGCCUGCCCCCACAGCAGCUACCACCCUCUUCCCAGCUCCCAUCCUGGGCCCAGCUCUGUUUCGUACCCCAGCAGGAGCCGUCCGCCCUGCCACAGGGCCCAUCGUCUUCGCCCCCCUACUAGGCUUCCUGGGGGAGCCAGGGCCCAUUUUACAGCAGUUGCUGUCCCCUGCCUCCUCUUCCCGAGAUGCCUGUUUCCUCCAUCCCCCAGGAGAUUGCCUUUUACAGCUGAGGGCUUCCUGUCCCAUCUAGGAAGAGCCGGGCUAGUUUCAAGGGUACAUGCCCUUUACCCAGUUU
Molecule: messenger RNA, 1683 nt
Organism: Lontra canadensis (Northern American river otter)
Lineage: Eukaryota; Metazoa; Chordata; Mammalia; Carnivora; Mustelidae
Gene: ZNF385C
Product: zinc finger protein 385C
Cellular component (GO): nucleus
Molecular function (GO): zinc ion binding; nucleic acid binding
Source: RefSeq, a predicted model, not a curated record